CCCCUUCUGGUCACAUGUCCUCUACUACUGCUGAGCCCCGCCCACUCCAGUCACAUGACCAACCUCGCAGGUCCUUCAACAACAAUCUCUUCUAUCCUGCUGAGCUCCGCCCCCGCAUGUACUGGUCACAUGAUUGUGACAUCAUCACAGGUCCUACACCUCCCCCAGCUAGCAGAUCCAGAGAAGGUCCUGGACGGGCAGUUCCUGGUAAAGAGAUUAAAUGAGGAGGGGCUGACCCAGUUGUCUCCUCUUCUCCUGAAUGAUCCCCCAAGGAUGGACAAGGACAGGAAUGAGAUGACUAAGAGAAUAUUACACUUCACCUUGGAGAUCCUCCACCUGCUGACCGGAGAGGAUUACACCAUAGUGAAGAAGACAUGGGGGGAGUGUGUGGCCCCCAGCAGCCAUCUCCAUGAGUCAGGAGGACGGAGCAGGCCCCGGGGCCCCAUCACAGAGCCUCCACCUCACUCACCGAUACAUGAGAAGAUCCUAGAACUCACCCACAGGAUCACUGAGCUGCUGACUGGAGAGGUUCCUAUAAGGUGUCAGGAUGUUGCGGUCUAUUUCUCCAUGGAGGAGUGGGAGUAUGUAGAAGGACACAAGGAUCUGUACCAGGACAUAGUCAUGAUGGAGGAUCACCGGCCCCUCACAUCACAAGAUGGAGUCAUUGAUAGAAAUCCACCCGAGAGGUGUCCCCGCCCUCUGUAUUCCCAGGACUGUCCUGAGGGAAAUGUCCCAGAGAAGCAUCAGGCUGAAGAUCUGAUGGAUAUUAAGGCUGAGGUUAAAAAUGAACCAGAAGAGGAGACGGAUUUCGGGGCCGAUCAGCAGUAUGGAGUCAUUGAUAGAAAUCCACCCGAGAGGUGUCCCCGCCCUCUGUAUUCCCAGGACUGUCCAGAGGGAAAUGUCCCAGAGAAGCAUCAGGGGGGAGAUCUGACUAAUAAUAAAGUGGAGGAUGAAGAAGAGAGGAUGAGGGGCCAUCACCCGUGUAUGAGGGAAGUGAAGGAGGAAAUUCCAGGAGGUGUUACCCCAGUCCAAGCCGAAGACUAUUCAAAAGACGGAGGAAAUAUAAAGGAAGAGACGGAAAAUCCCAGUAAGAAUUCUGAGGGAAACUUCAUGUUAUCCCUGAAUGAUAAAGGAGAAGAUGAAGAUAUGAUGGAGCGCUCCUCAGGAGAAGACCUCCUUACCCCUAAUGUCCAUCCAGAUCUAUCCUAUAAUAAUCCACCUGAUCAUGAGGAACCUUCUCCUGACCAACCACACAUUGUUACCACAAGGACAGAGCAGGAAGGGGAGGAAAGGAAUCAUUAUGGUGAAUGUGAAAAAGUGUUUAUAAAUAGCUCAAGUCUUGUUAGGAAUGAGAGAAGGGACAUAAGGAAGCCAUAUUCGUGUUCAGAAUGUGGAAAAUGUUUUACACAAAAAUCUAAUCUGGUUACACAUGGGAGAGGUCACACAGGAGAGAAGCCUUAUUCAUGUUCAGAAUGUGGGAAAUGUUUUACACGAAAAUCAAAUCUUGUUAGACAUGUGAGAACUCACACAGGAGAGAAGCCAUAUUCAUGUUCAGAAUGUGGGGAAUGGUUUACAAGUAGAUCGCAACUUGUAAUACAUGAAAGAAUUCAUACAGGAGAGAAGCCAUUUAUAUGCUCAGAAUGUGGAAAAUGGUUUACAAGUAAAUCACAUCUUGUUGUACAUGAGAGAAUCCACACAGGAGAGAAGCCACAUUCUUGUCCAGAAUGUGGAAAAAGUUUUACACAAACAUCAGAUCUUGUUAAACAUCAGAGAAGUCACACAGGAGAGAAACCAUAUUCAUGUCCAGAAUGUGGAAAAUGCUUUUCACGAAAAUCAGAUCUGGUUAUCCAUAAGAGAAACCACACUGGGGAGAAGCCAUAUUCAUGUCCAGAAUGUGGAAAAUGUUUUAUAAAAAAUUCAGAUCUUGUUAACCAUAAGAGAAGUCACACAGGAGAGAAGCCAUUUGCAUGUCCCGAAUGUGGAAAAUCUUUUACAGAAAAAUCAUAUCUUGACAAACAUAAGAGAAGUCACACAGGAGAGAAGCCAUAUUCAUGUUCAGAAUGUGGGAUAUGUUUUACAAUGAAAUCUAAUCUUGUUAGACAUCAGAGAAUUCACACAGGAGAUAAGGCAUAUUCAUGUUCAGAAUGUGGGAAAUGCUAUACACAGAAAUUAGAUCUUGUUACACAUAAGAGAAGUCACACAGGAGAUAAGCCAUAUUCAUGUUCAGAAUGUGGAAAAUGUUUUACUCAAAAAUCCAAUCUUGUAAAACAUGAGAAAAAUCACACAGGGGAUAAGCCAUAUUCAUGCCCAGAAUGUGGAAAAUUCUUUUCACACAAAUCAGAUUUUGUUACACAUGAGAGAAUUCACACAGGAGAGAAGCCUUAUUCAUGUACAGAAUGUGGAAAAUGUUUUGCAGUAAAAGCAAAUCUUGUUCGACAUGAGAGAACUCACACAGGAGAAAAGUUGUAUUUAUGUUCAGAAUGUGGUAAAUGUUUUACACAAAAUUCACAUCUUGUUAAACAUAAAAGAAGUCACACAGGAGAGAAGCCGUAUUCAUGUUCAGAAUGUGGGAAAUGUUUUAUAGUGAAAUCGCUGCUUGGUGUUCAUAGGAGAAUUCACAUGCAGAAGAUUGUGAACUGCGACGUUUCAACCUGCUCAAUGAGGUCUUUUUCAAAUGGAGUGUGCCCGUUCCCUGUGUCAUGUGAUACCUUCUUAGAUGGAGUGUGCCCGUUCCCUGUGUCAUGUGACACCUCCUUAGAUGGAGUGUGCCCGUUCCCCGUGUCAUGUGAUGCCUCCUUAGAUGGAGUGUGCCCGUUCCCCGUGUCAUGUGAUACCUCCUUAGAUGGAGUGUGCCCGUUCCCCGUGUCAUGUGAUACCUCCUUAGAUGGAGUUUGCCCGUUCCCCGUGUCAUGUGACACCUCCUUAGAUGGAGUUUGCCCGUUCCCCGUGUCAUGUGAUACCUCCUUAGAUGGAGUGUGCCCGUUCCCCGUGUCAUGUGAUACCUCCUUAGAUGGAGUGUGCCCGUUCCCGGUGUCAUGUGACACCUCCUUAGAUGGAGUGUGCCCGUUCCCGGUGUCAUGUGACACCUCCUUAGAUGGAGUAUGCCCGUUCCCUGUGUCAUGUGACACCUCCUUAGAUGGAGUGUGCCCGUUCCCGGUGUCAUGUGACACCUCCUUAGAUGGAGUAUGCCCGUUCCCUGUGUCAUGUGACACCUCCUUAGAUGGAGUGUGCCCGUUCCCUGUGUCAUGUGACACCUCCUUAGAUGGAGUGUGCCCGUUCCCUGUGUCAUGUGACACCUCCUUAGAUGGAGUGUGCCCGUUCCCCGUGUCAUGUGACACCUCCUUAGAUGGAGUGUGCCCGUUCCCUGUGUCAUGUGACACCUCCUUAGAUGGAGUGUGCCCGUUCCCCGUGUCAUGUGAUACCUCCUUAGAUGGAGUGUGCCCGUUCCCGGUGUCAUGUGAUGUCGAUUACACCAUAGUGAAGAAGACAUGGGGGGAGUGUGUGGCCCCCAGCAGUCAUCUCCAUGAGUCAGGAGGACGGAGCAGGGCCCGGGGCCCCAUCACGGAGCCUCCACCUCACUCACUGAUACAUGAGGAGAAGAUCCUAGAACUCAUCCACAGGAUCACUGAGCUGCUGACUGGAGAGGUUCCUAUAAGGUGUCAGGAUGUGGCGGUCUAUUUCUCCAUGGAGGAGUGGGAGUAUGUAGAAGGACACAAGGAUCUGUACCAGGACAUAGUCAUGAUGGAGGAUCACCGGCCCCUCACAUCACAAGAUGGAGUCAUUGAUAGAAAUCCAACCGAGAGGUGUCCCUGUCCUCUGUAUUCCCAGGACUGUCCAGAGGGAAAUGUCCCAGAGAAGCAUCAGGGGGGAGAUCUGACUAAUAAUAACGUGGAGGAUGAAGAAGAGAGGAUGAGGGGCCAUCACCCGUGUAUGAGGGAAGUGAAGGAGGAAAUUCCAAGAGGUGUUACCCCAGAAAAUCCUGAAAAUAGCUCUGAGGGAAACUUCAUGUUAUCCCUGAAUGAUAAAGGAGAAGAUGAAGAUAUGAUGGAGCGCUCCUCAGGAGAAGACCUCCUUACCCCUAAUGUCCAUCCAGAUCUAUCCUAUAAUAAUCCACCUGAUCAUGAGGAACCUUCUCCUGACCAACCACACAUUGUUACCACAAGGACAGAUCAGAAUGGUAGAAAAAUAAUCAAAUGUGACGAAUGUGGAAAAUGUUUUAUGAUUAAAUCCCAUCUUGUUGUACACAGAAGAAUUCACACAGGAGAGAAGCCAUAUUCAUGUUCGGAAUGUGGAAAAAGUUAUAUUAAACAAUCAAGUCUUGGCAAACAUAAGAAAAUUCACACAGGAGAGAAGCCACAUUCAUGUUUGGAAUGUGGAAAAUGUUUUACGGAUAAAUCCCAUCUUGUUGCCCACCGAAGAAUUCACACAGGAGAGAAGCCACAUUUGUGUUCAGAAUGUGGGAAACGUUUUACUGAAAAAUCCCAUCUUGUUAGACAUCAGAGGAGUCACACAGGAGAGAAGUCCUAUUCAUGUUCAGAAUGUGGGAAAUGUUUUAUAGAUAAUUCCCAUCUUGAUAUACACAGAAGAAGUCACACUGGAGAGAAGCCGUAUUCUUGUUUAGAAUGUGGGAGAUGUUUCACAAAUAAAUCAGAUCUUGGUAGACAUCAGAGAAUUCACACAAGAGAGAAACCAUAUUCAUGUUCAGAAUGUGGGAAACAUUUUGUACAGAAAUCACAUCUUAUUUCACACGAGAGAAGUCACACAGGAGAGAAACCGUAUUCAUGUUCGGAAUGUGGAAAAUGUUUUACAAAAAAAUCAGAUCUUGGUAAACAUGAGAGAACUCACACAGGAGAGACGCCGUAUUCAUGUUCAGAAUGUGGAAAAUGUUUUACAAAAAAAUCAGAUCUUGGUAAACAUAAGAGAAGUCACAAGGUAUCCCUCAAUGUAUGAGAAUAAUUUGUGUCCUUGUAAUUUAGAAAAACUUUUUACAUGUCACAGAAACACAUCUCAAAAGUUUUUUCAUAUCGCAGGGAGACUUCAAUUACUACGGACAAGCGCAGGAUAAGUUUACUGGGGCAGCCUAGGGCACUUUGGCCUAGAAACAGAUGCUCCAGUUCUCAGGCCUUCACCAACUAUGAGGUUAAAGGGGUACUCCGGCGCUA
Molecule: messenger RNA, 5162 nt
Organism: Hyla sarda
Lineage: Eukaryota; Metazoa; Chordata; Amphibia; Anura; Hylidae
Product: zinc finger protein 845-like
Exons: 16
Coding region: 55-4950 (1631 amino acids)
Biological process (GO): regulation of transcription by RNA polymerase II; central nervous system development
Cellular component (GO): nucleus
Molecular function (GO): DNA-binding transcription factor activity, RNA polymerase II-specific; RNA polymerase II cis-regulatory region sequence-specific DNA binding
Source: RefSeq, a predicted model, not a curated record